AUGGCCAGAGAAGGGCCCUGCUGGCACGUGCCUCGUUGGGGUUUGCAUCACGGCACUGCCUUGGUUCUCCUCUGCCUUCAGGAGCGCAUCUACCCCACCUGUGCUCGUGGGGAUAAGCCGGCAGCGGUGAGCUGCACGCGGUCCUCGGACACCACCCUUGUGUCUCUCGCUCAGGAGCGGGGUCCCUGGCUCGGCUCGGAGACGCACCGCGGUGCCAGGAGCGCCAGCUGCGGGCCGAUGGGGACAACCAUGAGGGAUGCACUUGUCUCCGGGUACCGACAGAGGCUCGUCCAUCUCGCCUGGAUGUGCCUGUUCUCCUCCGUGCCACACUGCAAGUCGUGCUGUCCCCUGGGGCCACCGCAUGGACCCGGGCGGGUGGCUGGGCCCUCCCGGCGGGCAGGCGUGCACCAGCCCGGGCUGGCGAGUGCGGUCUCACUGCGGGCACGGGGUGCCGCGGCGCCCCGGGUCCCAGCGCGCGGCGGGCAGGCAGGACUUUUCUGCAACCGGACGUUCGACAUGUACGCCUGCUGGCCGGACGGGAGCCCCGGCACCACCGUCAACGUCUCCUGCCCUUUCUACCUGCCCUGGUUUGAGAAAGGUGACAAUGACCCUCUUCCGUCCUGCACCCGCAGGAGAAACGGGUGCUGGGCGCUGAACGAGAACAUGGCCUACUGGUGGAUCAUCCGCAUCCCCAUCCUGCUGGCAUCGCUGAUCAACCUGCUGAUCUUCAUGCGGAUCCUCAAGGUGAUCCUGGCCAAGCUCCGUGCCAACCAGAAGGGCUACGCAGACUACAAGCUGCGGCUGGCCAAAGCCACGCUGACCCUCAUCCCCCUCUUUGGGAUCCACGAGGUAGUCUUCAUCUUUGCCACCGAUGAGCAAACCACAGGCAUCCUGCGCUACAUCAAGGUGUUCUUCACCCUCUUCCUCAACUCCUUCCAGGGCUUCCUGGUGGCUGUGCUGUAUUGCUUUGCCAAUAAGGAGGUGAAGUCAGAAAUGAAGAAGAAGUGGCAGCUCUGGAAGCUCGACCACCCAGCGCUCUGCUGCACCCAGUGAUGGCAGCGCAGCACAGCACAGCUGCAGUGACCCACCCUGGAGAGCAAGAGGACACGGGGGCUGCGAGCGUCACAACCACCAGGGUGGGAGCUGCCCUGAAGCUUGCUCUGGUACUGCACCUCUGUUGUCUGCAAAGGAGCACACAGGGGAGCCUGUGUCCCAGCUGCGCUGAGGACCUGGAAGCAGGGCCCAAGCCCUAAGGAAACUGUGCAGCAGCAUGUACAGGAAGGGCCGGGGUAGGAGCAGUUUCCAAAGCUGUGCUGCAGCCGAGAGCAGUGGAGCUGCCAGAGGGAAGAUUCCCUCUGCUGCAGUCCAGGGCUGAGAUGGACACGCUGGGCUCUUAUAAGACAUUGCCAUCUUCUAAGAAGAACCUCACCUUGCUUGAGCUUCAUUGCAGAGCAGGUAAGCUAUGUGGAGGAGGCCAGCCUGCUGAUUUCUACCCCUGCCUGACCUGACCGUACAGCACCACAAACUACCUCUGUUGGCAUUCGCUAGCCCUGCACCCAGGACCCCCCUCCCCAUCAUCACUGAUGCCUUGGACAUCUGCAGGAGCAGGGUCACAGCAGCAGAAGAUGGAGCCAGGCCAUCAGCAGAGGGCAAGCAGCAGGGACUCACGGUGAUGCUGCUUGACCCUGACAUUCCUGCACAGCAUCUGCUGCCACCCUUCUGAUUAACAAGCAUCUCUUGCUGCUACUGCAUUCAGAGCUGAAAAACUGCAAUGCUGUGCCAGCAGUGCUGCGAUUCAGGGCAUCAUGUUCCUGCUCGCCUUACCCCAAAGCAAGGGCCGUAUUGCUAAUGCUCUGUGAACUCCGAGAUGUCUGUCCCACUGAGAGUCCUCCCGCAAAGCUGCUCUUUAUAGGAAGGUACUGCUUCUGCACCUUCUCACCACCUCAUCAUUGAGGCAGAACAUGACUUCCCCUCAACAUCUGCCUCCCUCCUCCUCACUGCCCUCUCUAGCUGCACCAAACACCACAUGUCCUCUAUUCUCUUGAGCUCCUCCUGCAGUUGUACCCCAAAGCCCUGAACCGGCUCCCUUCCUAGCUCUUUUCUCAGCAAAUCCACUGAUCCUGAGAGGGAAACACUGCAAAGACCCCUGCUCACAAGGGGUGCACACUGCAGAGCCUCACUGGAGAGUCCGGUCUCCACCACCCUGGCACACCUUGGUAUCCUGGCUGAAAUAGGUACCCAGACAUCCCCAUGCAGAGCAUCAGAAUCACAGAAGAGCCAGCAGCAAGCAGUUCUCUCCAGUGCAUAUGGCUCAGAGCAUGUGCAUGUCUCUCCCUUUGGAAGUAAAGCACCUGAGCCCGUGCAGUUCAAGCAGCGGUGUUCUGCUUUAACAUUGCUGGCUCCUGCUGGAGAACAGCGUCAGGCAGAGCUUCCCCACGGGACUGAUACUGGUGCUCUCCCAUAAGAGCCAAGAGUGCAGCAGCAGAUGCCAACGAUGUCCACGCUGCCUUGCUCUUACCUUCAGUAGCAAUGUGCUGCUGAGACUGCAGCCCCUAUUAAUUUAUUUUACCUUGCAAAAAGGCCACACCUCCAUCAUCAGGAAGGAGAAAGCAGCUCUGACUCUCCAUUACACAGAAGUGGAUAUAGGUAGUUCUCCAGGUCCAGGCAAGCUGCCCACACAGCCCCCUUGGCUUACAGGCAGGGGGAAAGCAUCUUGUAAAGACAAUGUCUUAAGGAGCAUUGCCUUGAGCAUACGAAGGAAAGUGACCAUGCCAGGCUCAGCUGCAACUGGGUUCAAGGCUGGAGAGCAAGUCAUGCAGUUUUCCUGGAUAAGUAUAAUCCCUGUGAGACCAUUUUGCACAUUAACUCUCUUUUCAGA
Messenger RNA from Struthio camelus australis, 2878 nucleotides. The record is from RefSeq and is a predicted model, not a curated record. NCBI's taxonomy places the organism in Eukaryota, Metazoa, Chordata, Aves, Struthioniformes, Struthionidae.